CCUCGGCCCGCGACGCGUAGGCUGUCCCAGUGAGUGAGUGCCCACCUCUCCACGCAAGGCUAACUUCAAAACUUUGCCUGGAGUGAAAAAUGCGGGGAGAAAUACGUCAACGUUAGUUCAAGAGAGUGGGAAAAAGUUUUCAAUCGCCCCGAUUGUUGGCCCACAGCGGGGUGAUUUGAGGGCAGGCCGAAAACGCAAACUGUAGGAUGUGGAUCUGGUAUCUCUUGCUUGGUUCGGGAUCGGGCACAAGCUCGGUUGACAGCCAGAUCCUUCCUGCAAACACCACCAUGGAGUGUAACAUUCCGGGGAUCUUCAUGUGCGGAGAUGGGAAGUGUAUCCCUGGAGGCUGGAAGUGCGACGGUUUUCCUGACUGCUUCGACUCCAGUGACGAGAAAGGAUGCCCGAAGGUCAGGUCCAAGUGUGCGCCCACCUUCUUUGCGUGUGCCAACGGGAUGCACUGCAUCAUCGGACGCUUCCGCUGCAACGGCUUCAAUGACUGUCCGGACGGCAGCGACGAGGAGAACUGCACGGGGAAUCCUCUGCUGUGCUCGGCAGCGCGUUUCCACUGUAGGAAUGGCCGCUGUGUGGACCGCAGCUUCCUCUGCAACGGGGAGAACAACUGCCAGGACAACACCGACGAGGAAAACUGCCUCACCACCGAACAGGCCCCAGGGGAGGACGUGGUAACCCUGGACUACCGGCUCCGCUACUACCCCAGCAUCACCUACGCCGUCAUCGGCAGCGCCGUCAUCUUCGUCCUGGUGGUGGCGCUGCUGGCCCUGGUGCUGCACCACCAGCGCAAGCGCAGCGUGCUGCUGCCGCGCGCGGCCCGCGUCGGGGCCAGAGGCGGCCCGCACCACCAGCCCCUGCUGCUGUCCCGGUUGUUGAUCGUGGAGCGCGGCCACCACCACCACGGUCACCAUCAUCACGGGCCCGCAGGGGGGCAUUCUCUGGGCUCCAGCCCCACCUCCACCUCCACCUCCCCACCCACAAGCCUGCAGCUGCUCGCCACCGCCCUCUACCCGCCCUCGCCGCCGUCGCACGCACCGCCGUCGUACUCGCAGGCUGUGCUGGAGGCCAGUAGGCCUCCAUGGUUCGACCUGCCUCCUCCGCCUUACCUACCCGAUGGGGAAGCAUCAAGCGACAGAGAGCUCCCCCGCUAUGAGCCCCCCCAGCCCCCAACAUCCAGAGAGCCCCCCCACAGGAUGGACCGGCCCUCCACAGAGGAGAGCGAACCACUGUAGGCCUGCACAGCACUGGCUGCAGACAGACAGAAAGACUCAGACACUGACAGACAAGGGUACAGACAGAGGAGGCGAGAGACUUGCAGGCAAAGAGACGUUUUGUCUCCAACCCCCAUAGACAUAAGAAAUAUAAUGUCUGUGGCAAACCCUACUAGACAGCUCCCUCUAGUGGAGAUCUGGAGGGGUGACACAUCCCAUAUCCUCUUGUCUGUCCCCAUCAAACACUCACUUUCUGGCCAUCUCAUCUGCUCAAAACCCAGGAGACACAGUAGAGUGGACAGUAUGAUGUGCAGUCUUGGUCCUGCCUGAAGGAGGACAUGGUGGCUUUAUGCACCAACAUCAAGUGGAACCAUCCGGAUGAACUCUCCUAUGCAGACCUGGCUGAUGGGGUGUCAUACCAGAGCAGAUGACUAACAGUCUGACUGAUGAAUGAUUUGUGUAUACAGAGAUGCCCUUAGCCAACAGAUCGUUUUCAGCUCUUUUCCAUUUUUUUUGUCUUUCCUUCAAAGGGGACUAUGCAACUGUGAACUGUGUGAUGAUCAUUCUGUAAGAGAGUUUAUGUUGUAUAUUUGUGUAUAGUUACUACAAAAGUCAUCUAACUUUCAGCUGUGUCAGCAGAGUGAAUAUGACGUUUCAGGACUGACCAAAUGUAUCAUGUCCCAUUCAACUCACAACCUAAGUACUUCCUUCCCAUUUCAACUGUCUACAGUUUCAAUACUAUGAGUAGAGCCCUGCCCUAUCUGCAAUCAUUGUGGAUAUAUCACUGCAUUUGUAGCAGUAGGUGGACUCAUGCCCCCACACUAAAGAGUCAUCUUGGAACGGCUAUUUUUGGUGUCACAAAUUGUCCAACAAAGGCACUUGUACUUGUUCUAUGAAAGCCUUAAGGAGGUCUUGGAAGAUCUCGAGGGUUUUUUUUGCUCUCUUGCCUACAGUUUGUUUGUGUGUGACCUUCCAAAUGUGGCUCAGUGGGCCGACAUGGCCCGGACGGUCCUCUGUUUGGUCACUUCUCCAUUUAUCAUUUUACAUCGGCAAGAUUUCAGUUUAGUUUGCUCUCCAGUGGCUGUUCAGAAUUUGGAAUGGUUUUUUUUUAUAUUCCAUGUCAAAGGUCAUUUCCUCCAAGUCAACCAAUUUGCCACUCCACUGGUCACUGGCUCCUCGCUUUUGUCACAUCUUUAUUUAUUUAGAGUCUUUAUUGAAAAAAAAUGACUGGGUGAUUCAGCCAGGGCACACACAGGGGUAUGGCUAUGGACAUGUGCCCACUACACUAAUGGUUUAGUAGUUUAUUCUCAGCAGUUAUGUUGUUAGCACUCCUUACAGAAGCGUCCGUAACUGAGGCUGCCUUACACACACCUUAUACCCUAACUCUACCACUGAAGUGCCAGUUGUUUUGUCUGGAGAAGAAGAAUAUCACUGUUUUUUUUUUUAUUGAGAAGAUUAUGCUGGAUUUCAACUUGUUUUAUUUGUUUGUUUUGUCUGUUGUUUUCCUUUCUGAAGCCCCAAUCCUGACACAUUGGUAGGUCUAUAGGCAGUUGCAUAAUUUACGAAACAAUUGUGACAAUCAGAAUGAAAAACUACAAUUAUGUGACUACAAUUAUGUGACAAGGACGGGAGGGAGGGGGGUUAGAUAAUUGUAUGUUUUACGUUUAGUGCAGUCAUCUCAAUUCCUUAGGGUGAUGCCCUAUUGAAACGCUACUCUAGUAUACAUAUCAUUGUAUGUAAAAAUGACCAACUUUAGAAUAUAGGUGUGUGACUCAUCCAGUCAGAUGAGCAACUGCAUGAAUUUCUUCAAUAUCAAUGAUUUACUAACAUGUAAUGUCUUAAAGAAAUGAAAUGAAAUGCAGUUCCAUAUUGAGUUAUAAUGAAGUAUAUCAUACACAGGCUGUGUUUUUUUUUUCCUCAUCCUCUGUAACGUGUUCCGUUUAUGGCAACUCCAAAGUGCUUCAGUACAUGAUGUGGUCCACGGCUGCCCUUGGAAUGGGGAUGUGCUCUCUCCAUCUGAAUUCCAGUUAUGUUGCAUGCACACACCUCUGGGGAGCUCAUGAGCAGUGCAUUAUCUGUGAGCAGCUAUAAGGACGAAAUGUGCAGAGUGCUAAGGGUGUGUGUGUGUGUGUGUGUGUGUG
This is a messenger RNA of Engraulis encrasicolus (European anchovy), 3364 nucleotides long. RefSeq names its product low density lipoprotein receptor class A domain containing 3 (gene ldlrad3). The coding region runs from base 207 to 1244 and encodes 345 amino acids. The record is from RefSeq and is a predicted model, not a curated record. Gene Ontology annotation, molecular function: protein binding. NCBI's taxonomy places the organism in Eukaryota, Metazoa, Chordata, Actinopteri, Clupeiformes, Engraulidae. Gene Ontology annotation, biological process: receptor-mediated endocytosis. The transcript is spliced from 6 exons. Gene Ontology annotation, cellular component: plasma membrane.